CAAAUUCUUACUAUACUAAUCGUGUAGAUCAUACUUUUAUAUUAAAUAGCGACACAGACUUUGUAAACGCACCUUUACGAAUCCAGUAUAUACUAAAAUGGCAGGUCGAACCGCACUUGCAACGACUAAUACUAACCAUAGUAAGCAAAAAACACAAAACGGGCGACAUCCUCACAACCCACUUUUGGUGAAGCAUGUUGUAGGCAAAACACGCCAGACUGUUUACGAUCUUCCAGGCGAGGACCAUGUAUACGGCAAGCAAAUCGAACGUGAUUCUACGGAAAAAACAGGAGUCAUUGCGCAAAAUCAAAGCUCCAAAGCCACUAUUACAGCAAAGCACUCUGCUCCUGCUCUCGACUACAUUACCAUGAAUCGUAAUGCAGCUAAAAAAGGAAUCAUUUCACCUAAAUCUAUUCGUGAAUAUCGUGAAGAAAACCCAAUUCGCUGUGCAUCAGGGGACCAUUCACUGUAUAAUGGAAAAGCUAGUGGUCAGGAGCGUGGUUUACAGCGUACUCGAGGUCCGUUGCCCAGUGAUACCAAUGUCAAUUUUACUUAUGGAAAACCAACUCGUCCAUCUACCCCUGUUUCUUGUCUUAUGACUGACAGAUACCAGCGCGAGUGGCUUGACCAGCUCGAGAGCAAACAAAAGGAGCAAGAGAAAAUUAACAAGACCAAAACGGCCAAGAAACAGACUGCAAAGAUUGCAAUCUCAAGACAACGACCAGCUGCAAAAGCCAAAUUAAGCGACACUAGCAAUCUUAAUGAGCUGUUUAAAAUGUCCAAGUUCAAAAAAAUCGGACCCAAGGUUGUAUCUCAUCGACCUGAUAAUGACAAGGCAAUGGCUGGCAUUAUUGGAAAGGACAGGGCCAAGGUUUCUGCUGAAGAUCUAAGACAUCAUAAGAACAAAUCCUCCACUCAAAUAUGUUCCAAGGGAGUUGGCUUCAAGCCAAAAGUUAAAUUAGAAUCAUCGAAUGUGGCAGCCGCAGCUGAACCCUUAUCGGAACGACACAGUACUCAUGUUGAUUUUUCUAUCGAGGCUAGUGGGAAUGAUAAGGCCUGAAAUGUGACAUUUGCUUGAUUUCCUGGAUCAAGAUGCUUAUACCAAAGGCAAUAUACAAAGUAAUUGCUUCAAGCACAAGCAAUAUAAUAAAAACAA
Molecule: messenger RNA, 1156 nt
Organism: Batrachochytrium dendrobatidis JAM81
Lineage: Eukaryota; Fungi; Chytridiomycota; Chytridiomycetes; Rhizophydiales
Exons: 4
Coding region: 98-1060 (320 amino acids)
Source: RefSeq, a predicted model, not a curated record